This is a messenger RNA of Penicillium brevicompactum, 1344 nucleotides long. RefSeq names its product rRNA-processing protein SOF1. The transcript has 2 exons. Gene Ontology annotation, molecular function: protein binding. Lineage: Eukaryota; Fungi; Ascomycota; Eurotiomycetes; Eurotiales; Aspergillaceae. Gene Ontology annotation, cellular component: nucleolus; small-subunit processome. The record is from RefSeq and is a predicted model, not a curated record. Gene Ontology annotation, biological process: maturation of SSU-rRNA from tricistronic rRNA transcript (SSU-rRNA, 5.8S rRNA, LSU-rRNA). Bases 1 to 1344 code for a protein of 447 amino acids.
AUGAAAAUCAAAGCACUUUCUCGCUCAACGGCGUCGCAGCAGGCCCCAGGGUCUUCUACCGUUCGCCAGGCGCGCAACCUGGACCCGACCCAGCAUCCUUUUGAGCGGGCCCGUGAAUACACCCGGGCUCUGAAUGCGAUUAAGAUGGAGCGCAUGUUUGCCGCACCUUUCCUCGGACAGAUGGGCAACGGCCAUGUCGACGGUGUUUAUUCCAUGGCGAAGGACCCCGGCUCUCUGAACCGCUUCGCAAGUGGCAGUGGCGACGGUGUGGUGAAGGUGUGGGAUCUCCCUACGCAGGGUGAGGUCUGGGAGACUCAGGGCCACGAGAACAUGGUCAAGGGUUUAUGUUGGACACCAGAGCGAAAACUUUUGUCAUGUGCGAGUGACAAGACGAUUAAGUUGUGGGAUCCCUACAACUCGUCGAAGGAAGCCCCACCGAUGGCGACCUACCUUGGAAACAGUGCUUUCACCAGCGUCUCACAUCACCGAACCCUGCCCUCAUUUGCCGCCGCAUCUGGUGUCAUCUCCAUCUAUGACCUCUCCCGGCCUUCCUCCACACCGUCGCAGACCCUCCACUGGCCCACCAGCGUUGACACUAUCACCUCGGUUGCGUUCAACCAGACCGAGACAUCAAUUCUUGCCUCGACCGCUAUUGAUCGCUCGGUGAUCAUGUACGAUCUCAGGACCUCUCAGCCUGUGCACAAGACGAUUCUCAAGCUGGCGUCCAAUGCUAUUUCCUGGAACCCCAUGGAAGCUUUCAACUUUGCCGUGGCCAAUGAGGAUCACAAUGCUUAUAUCUUUGAUAUGAGAAAGAUGGAUCGUGCUCUGAACGUUCUGAAGGACCAUGUGGCCGCUGUGAUGGACGUCGACUUCAGCCCUACUGGUGAGGAGCUUGUUACCGCAUCUUACGACCGCACAAUUCGCAUGUGGAACAGGGCAACUGGACACUCGCGUGAUAUCUACCACACAAAGCGCAUGCAGCGUGUCUUCUCGGCAACCUUCACGCCCGACAACAAGUACAUUCUAUCCGGGUCGGAUGAUGGAAACGUUCGUCUUUGGCGCUCCACGGCGUCUGACCGCAGUGGCAUCAAGAGUGCCCGCCAACGUUCCAAGCUGGAAUACGACCAGGCUUUGAUCAAACGCUACUCGCACAUGCCCCAGAUCAAGCGCAUCAAGCGCCAGCGUCAUGUUCCCAAGCCUAUCAAGAAGGCUGGAGAAAUCAAGCGCGAGGAGCUCAAUGCUAUUAAGAGGCGUGAGGAGAAUGUGCGCAAGCAUACUAAGAAGAGCGAGCUGAAGCCGAGAACCCACGAGCGUGAGAAGAUGAUUCUGACAAGCGAGCAAUAA